This is a messenger RNA of Colletotrichum phormii, 2178 nucleotides long. Its product is annotated as peptidase family M3. The record is from RefSeq and is a predicted model, not a curated record. The transcript is spliced from 5 exons. Gene Ontology annotation, molecular function: metalloendopeptidase activity. Gene Ontology annotation, cellular component: mitochondrial intermembrane space. Gene Ontology annotation, biological process: proteolysis; peptide metabolic process. NCBI's taxonomy places the organism in Eukaryota, Fungi, Ascomycota, Sordariomycetes, Glomerellales, Glomerellaceae. The coding region runs from base 1 to 2178 and encodes 725 amino acids.
AUGCUUCGCCAACCACCACAGCCCCUAGCCCGCGUCCUCGCCGUAGACGAAAUCAUCCCCACGGUCCAACGCGUCCUCGCAACCCAACGCGCCGCCCGCGAACACGCAGCCGCGACCAUCACGCCUUCCGAGGCAACCUUCGCCAACACCAUCGCCCCCCUCCUGCGCGCCGAUGACGAGACGCAGGGCGAGACAGGGUCAUUCAGCGUGCCCCGCUUCUCUGGCCCAGACAAGGCUACGCGCGAGGCCGUGGAGGAAGGUAUGAGGCUCUGGUCUGCGUCUACGGCGGAGAGGUUGCGGAUGAAGGGGGUAUAUGAGCUUGUGAACGCCGUCAGGGAGAGGGAUGAGAAGGGGCUUGGGGAUGAGGAAAGGAGAGUUGUGAGGGAUUUGUGGUUGGAUUAUCGUGGGGCUGGGCAUGGGGUUUUGGAUGGGAAGGGGAUUGAGGUGUAUUUGGAACGGAGGGAGAGGAUUGAGGAGUUGAAGAGGGCGUUUAGGAAGAAUUUGUAUGAUGGUAGUGGAGGUCUGUGGUUCACGGAGAUGGAGUUGGAGGGUGUGCCGAGAGCAGAGAUGGAAAGAUGGAAGGUUGGGCUGGACGAUGUGCCUGAGGAAAGAGGUAAGAGGUUUAUUACGCUGGAGAGGGCGGAUUAUGACGCUGUGCUGCGGUAUGCGCGUGACCCGGAGACGAGGAGGCGGGUGUAUGUUGCGUUUGAUAAUCGGUUUCCCGAAAACGUGCCACUGUUCAAGGAGAUGCUUAUCCUCAGAGACGAGAACGCGAGAAUUUUAGGGUACGGCAGCCACGCGGACUUCCGGAUCGAGCGGAGGGUCGCGCCGUCGACUGAGUGGGUUGAGGGGUUCUUGGGACGGUUGAGCAAGGGGUUGGAGCCUAGGGGAAGGGAAGAGAUGGCGAGGGUUGCGGAGAGGAAGAGAGUUGAUCUGGGGAUUAGAGGGGAUACUGUUGGUGGGGAGAAGGAAAGCGAGGAAGGGAAGAUUCUGCCGUGGGAUUUUGAGUAUUAUACAAGGCUUCUCGAAGAGGAGGCGGACGUUGACCAGGAGAUGAUUUCCGAAUAUUUCCCCCUGAACCACACGUUAUCGGCCAUGUUGGGUUUGUUCUCCGACUUUCUGGGUCUUGAGUUCGAACCUGUGCCGAAGAGAGAUCUAGUUGGGAAGAUCUGGGAUGAGGAGGUACAAGUUUGGGCUGUCUGGGAGGGGAGAGGGGAAAGAAAGGGGGGAUUUGUGGGAUACCUGUACGCCGACGUUCUCUGGCGAGAAGGGAAAUACCGGACGGCUUGCAAUGUCAACCUGCAAUGCGGUUACUUGAAGGAGGAUGGGACCAGAGUCUACCCUGCCACGGUGCUCAUGUGUGCCUUUCAGCCCCCUACAGCCGCGUCUUGUGCGCUGUUGAAGCAUCGCGAGGUCGUGACCUUGUUCCACGAACUGGGCCACGGACUUCACGACCUUCUAUCCCGCACAAAGCACACCCGCUUCCAUGGAACGCGCGUGGCUCCCGACUUUGGCGAGGCGCCGAGCACGAUGCUGGAGAAGUGGUGCUGGAUGCCGGAUGAGCUCGUCAAGAUGGGCCGGCACUACACGCGCGUCGAGCUGGCGUACAUGACAAAGUGGAAGGAGGACCAUGCGUAUGGCCAAGAGCCUCCGCCGGAAACACUUCCAAAGGAGUUAGUGGACAAUUUGGUCAAGAGUCGAGAACUGAAUCGGGGACUAUGGUUCCUCAGGCAGCUGGUGUUCGCCACGUUUGAUAUGAGGGUGAACAAUCAAGAGUCAACUGAGGCGCUGAGGGAGCUGGACGAAGUGAAGCUUUACAACGACCUUCAGGACUCUAUGACGCUCAAGCCUAAUCCGGAUAAGAGAGGCUACGGGCUGGUUCACUCUACACAUCUCAUUGAGCUUUACGAUGCGGGCUACUACGCCUACAUGAGCGCCCAAAUAUUCGCGGCCUCCUUCUUCGAGUCGUGCUUCGCUAAGGACCCCCGUAAUCCCGAGGCGUGGGACCGGUACCGACGAGGAAUUCUCGAGUACGGCGGUAGCAGGGACGAGACGGAGAUGAUGACAGAAUUCCUGGGUCGGGAGCCCGGGUCGGAUGCGUUAUUGAGAAGUCUCGGGUCGUUGGAGAGUGAUAAGAGUGGUGUUGAUGAUGUUGGACCAACGACGGCAUCGAUUUGA